AUUAAAUGUGUGGACUGAAGUAAUUUUCUUUUUCACAGACCAUGUUGAUCUCCGGAUUCAUUCUUACAUGUUUGACACUACUUUUGACCUUCUAUGGCAUCAUGGCAUCCACUAUUAGGUCAUCCACUACCACCUCUUCAGCUGCACUACCAAAUGUCCUACAAGGAAACCAAACCUUUGAAAGUUCCAGAAGCUUUCCUGCAGAUGGCAGUGGCCAAGGAGAUGCCUACUGCAGUUAUCUGAUGAGCAUGCCAGAACCACUUCCUAUUGAAUCUGUGCCCUGGUUCUGCCUCUGCAAAACUUGCAAAGGAAUAGAAGGCGCUAAAGGGGACCGUGGUGAUCCGGGUCCUCCAGGACGACCAGGAAGUCAAGGAAUCAAAGGGAAGAUGGGAAUUAGAGGUCAUCAAGGCUUACCUGGGCAAAGAGGCCUCAAAGGUGAGAAAGGAGAUGAGGGACCAAAAGGCGAUAAAGGGCAAUCUGGAUUCCAAGGCUCUAAGGGUAGCACUGGGCUCAAAGGUGAAAAAGGAAUGUCAGGCAUUGAUGGAAUUCCAGGCAUAAGAGGCCCGCCAGGGCAACCUGGUCAGUGUCCGGCAGUUUGUGAAGGGGAGAAGGGCAGACCUGGAAAUCUAGGUUCUCCAGGACCAUCUGGAGAAAGAGGAGAGCCUGGUUUGCCUGGUAAAGAUGGCAUAACCGGCCAAACAGGUGAAAAUGGGGAGAAAGGCUCCCCCGGUGAGCAAGGAACCCCUGGAUUGAAAGGGGAUCAGGGAGAGAUGGGAGUAUGUGAGUGCAAAGAUGGGGAAAAGGGUGAUGAGGGAAUAAUGGGGCCACUGGGUCCUCAAGGAGAGCCAGGAGUUCAAGGUGUUGAGGGACCUCAGGGAUUGCCAGGGGACAGAGGGGAGAAAGGGGAUCAAGGAGAUAGAGGAGAACCAGGGCCAUGCACCCCUUCCAUCCAAUCUGCUUUUUCUGCAGCCCUAAAGAACAUCUACCCUAGGCCCAAUCUGCCAGUGCCCUUCACAUCUGUGCUCUAUAAUGUCAUGGGGCACUAUAAUCCCACCACUGGGAUCUACACAGCACCUGUAAAUGGCACUUAUAUCUUCACCUACCACGUGACAGCUUUUCUCAGAGUGCUUAAGGUGGGCCUAUUUGUGAACUUCCAGAGUAUUGUAAAAAGCACAGAGGAAAAUAACAUGGGUCAGGCCUCUCAGAUGGUGGUGCAACACCUUCAGGCUGGUGACCAAGCCUGGAUACAAGUGAAAGAUACCAGCACCAAUGGCAUGUUCCAGAACUCCGAAAGCAGUAGCACUUUCAGCGGUUUCUUGCUGUUCCCAGACAGUUGCGACUCAUCAGAGAGCCGCAGUUUCCCACAAACACCUCCCAGAGAAGGGUAAUUUCUGGGACGAUGA
Molecule: messenger RNA, 1403 nt
Organism: Erpetoichthys calabaricus (reedfish)
Lineage: Eukaryota; Metazoa; Chordata; Cladistia; Polypteriformes; Polypteridae
Product: complement C1q tumor necrosis factor-related protein 2-like
Exons: 4
Coding region: 42-1388 (448 amino acids)
Molecular function (GO): protein binding
Source: RefSeq, a predicted model, not a curated record